Molecule: messenger RNA, 6347 nt
Organism: Acanthopagrus latus (yellowfin seabream)
Lineage: Eukaryota; Metazoa; Chordata; Actinopteri; Spariformes; Sparidae
Gene: tango6
Product: transport and golgi organization 6 homolog (Drosophila)
Exons: 19
Coding region: 1500-4589 (1029 amino acids)
Biological process (GO): protein secretion
Source: RefSeq, a predicted model, not a curated record
UGGUAAAAUAUGCAUGGGAUUGAAUGGACAGAAAGUAAUUAUUUUCUGGUCCCAGUCGUUACAUGCCUUGGAUUACACAAAUGUUGUUUGUGGGUUUAAAUGAUAUUUUUUUCAAGUCAAGAGUUUGACAGUUUAUUGUGCAAUUGUUCAGUUAAAGGCUGUAGAGAAAAAACGAUGAGAAAGACUACAUGUCACGUAUGUGACGUCACGUCAUCAACUUUUUCCUCCGCUGUCAAGUGGCUAAGUCAAGCUUCCUGUAUUUCAAGAUGCUGGUGUGUUUUGUACCAGUCCUCAUUCGAGCAGGAACGACUGUUGUUAGUUUCGAAUGCCUUCAGAUGUGAAGAAUCGCUGGCUAAAAUUGAUCAGGAACAGCCAAAGCCCCCAACCAGGACUGAUGGACACAGGAAUUUUCAGGUCAAGUGUUUUAUUAAUUCUACUGCAUCAUAGUUAGCCAUGUCAGCAUACACAGCAGUAUCUAUAACUUAGGAGUGACCAAAUUAAGCACUUAACAAACUUAGGAGUGACCAAAUUAAGCACUUAACAACCACAAACAUGUACACAAGUCUUGCAGUCACUCAAAUUUUGCACAAUGCACCAUCCCAUGUCAAUCAUAUUACACACAAUAUGAGGGAUUUGGGAUGUUGCCUUGUGCACAUGUUGUGACUUUUCAUUAAGGCAUUAUUAAUGCAAUUAAUUAUUUAAGCACCAAUCGGACCUCACAUGAACGUUUACACACCAAAAAUGUAACAGUGUUGCUUUUUAAGUGAGUUUAAGUGAACAUUAAUUCAAUUUUUAUCACAAGUUUAUGUUUUCUAUAUUCCUCUCUCCUCAGCACCAUCAUAUCCUGUUCCUGUGUGUCCUGCUUGCAGGUCAUCGCCAUGGAUUUGUAAACCAUUUCAAAUAAAUUCAGUUGACUGUAGUUAUGACCUUGAGCUGUGUUUCUUUGAGUCAAAACAAUGUUUUGUAUUUAAAAACAUUUAAACAAAUCAGACACAGCCUUAAACAGAGUACAAGCUUACUUUAUUCCCACUGUGAAAGGUGACAGUCAUUUACCUGCAUUAGUGUUCAUAACUUAACUAUCAUAACUUGUAUGGGCUGUGAGUGUGAUUUUAUAUUUUAUCACCACACACAAUGAAUUGUAAAAAUCUUACCUGAUGUUUCAAUGGCUAAACUAUGGUAUUAAGCUUAAUUGCAUAGAUAUAAUUACUGUGUAGGACAAAAAACUGGCAAAACAAAGUGUGUGGUACAUGUCACACAUGAUAUGUCCAUCUUAUGAGAUGUUUGCUGACAUUGCUGAUGUCUCCAGAAGAGUGAGAAAACAAUAACUCCUCAGAGUCAUCUUCAGGCACACCACUUGAAGGGACCAUGUUGAAUCUAACGAGUCGUCUUUGCACGAUGCUCCAUCCUCACACCAACAGGCUCUGUCUGGAGCACUGCGAGCCAACAGAGCCUUUCUCCUGGAGCAGCUACAGAGAGAGCCUAGCUUUGAGGUAGUGAGAAUGCUGAGGGAGGAGGUGAUGGAGGAGGCAGACUGGUUCUCUAGCAGCACAGAUGAUGCUGCAUGGGACUUUGCCCAGGAGUGUCUCCUACUUCUUCUCACCUUAGCGCGACACCUUUCUGCCGAGCUCAGAGUUUUCCAGCAGACCCCAGCUGCAUCUGCGCUUAAAUAUUGCACCCCUGAGAAUGCUCCACCUUUACCCCCUGAUGUCCUCAGUGUCACCCAGCAGAAGAUGCUCGGAACUGCUCUUCAAUUUGUGGUUUCUCUGGGGCUCUGCCCCUACUUAGCCCCUGGAGUGGGUGUGCCACUUGGUCACAGGUCAACAUUUGCAGCAAUGGUAGAAAAACUUGUCUGUAAUGGGGCAGUGACAGGAGUGGGAUGCCGCCUUCUCACCACCACUAAAGUCCUGUUGCAGUUGACAGAACUGUCUUCUCUGGCCACAUUGGUUUUCACACGGCAUCUGGGUGAUGUGAUGGCUGCGCUGUGCCAGCUUGGCUACCAACCACACCAGAAAGAGAGAAGUGGCACAAAGGAGCAGAAGGAUAUUAGUGCUGAGGAACGGCAAACUUGCAGGGAGGCCCUGAAAAGCCUUGUUGGAAAAGUCUACCAGCCAAUUGUUAUCAAGGAGCUACUGAUUCUUCAAGGAGGACCCAAACAGUCUGGUGCAAAGAGGACCUCCAGUGGUUCCAACAGCAGGGCAGCUCUGGGAUCAGCCCCGGCCUGGCUGAGGCAUGUGUGUGGUCAGCUGCUGUCUAAGCGCCUGAUGCAACCUAAUGGUGUCCAGGCUGUAGUCAGAGCCAUACUCGGUGGAGGAAAAGGGGACGAGUCAGACUGGAGGAAAUGUGAAAGUGUGGCCAGGAUCCUGGUGACCUGCCCUCAACAGUCUACCUCAAUAGAAAGCUACUACAGAGAUGUCUGUCCUCAGAUACUUGACCUACUGCACUUUAAAGACAAGUUGACAGCCCAACAGUUUCAGCGUGUGGCCACCAGGGCAGUGCUUUUGAUGGUGCAGGAGAGGCCCAGCUUCGCCCAGCAAUACCUGCUCACUCCUCUGUUUUCACCGCUGCACCGCUGCACCACUACUUCAGGCAAGGACCAUUCCUCAGCUUCUGUGGAGGAAUGGGAACUGACACGUUGUCUGGAGGACAUGUACAAGAUAUGCGUGGUUGGAAACAGUCCAUCAGAUACUUUCCUCAAAGCUCUAGAACAAGUUCUUCCUAUUCUCUUCACACUCUUCUGUUUCACCAAGCAGAAUGUCUCCCACCUACGCGCCCCCUGUCAGGAGAUCUUGCUGUGGUACCUGAGGUGCACAGAAAAGUGUGCAGCGCUGUCAGCACUGUGGCAGCUUUCAGGCCUGCAGGGAGAGAACAACAAGUUGGCUGCAGUCCUCUGCUUUAGUCCUGGCAGUGAUGGAGGAGCCAGACCCUUCUCCAGGGAGAGCUGCAGUAAUGAGGAUGAUGCUCUGUAUGAGAAGCUGUCAGAGGAGCAGUGGAGGCUAGAGUGUCUGAUGCAGCUGCUAGUUGAACUCAAAGACAGUGACCUGCCGGGAGACUUCUUUCUAGAUCUGCUGCAGCAGCUGACCAGCUGGGCUGCUGCAGAGGAUGAAGAUAUAGAAGAUGAACAGCAGUUGGACAUCUCGGCCAUGACACUCCUUGAGGUGGAGCAGCAGCUGCUGGGUCGAGCUGCAAGGCAGGGCCACAGACUCGCUUUGCUUCAGGUGUUGGCUGUGAUGGUCGAGUCUCUACAUCAUACUAUUCUGCUGAGGAAAAGCACACAGGUGGUGGACUUCAUGGUGACCCUGCUUCAGAGGGCCUGUGUGGGUCUGGAUCAGGCAACUGGGCCAAGUCUUGGGAACCCAGUAGAGAAUCAGGCACUGAGCAUGGGGAUGGGCCUAGUGGCCACUAUGCUGUCUGGACCUCAGCUGAGUGCAGAGGACUACUCUUCUAUGUCGAGGCUUCUCCUACCACUAGAGAAACUGUCUCAGAUGCACUCUGAGGUAGUCAUCCAGGAGCUGGCGUCCAGUCUCAGAGCUGUCAUUGCUACUCACAGUGCUUACCGGCCUGAAGACCUCAGCACCGCUGCUCCCCCCUCCAGAAACUCUCCUGUUGGGAAAAAGCAAAAUAUGCAAACUGAAGCAGACAACUCACAGAGCAGUCCUCAUUCACCUCCCCAGGACAGCACUUCACAGACCAACACCCAAACCGGACAGCCAGUGUCCUCUCAAAAGUCUGCAAUUGGAGUAAGUCAAAAUGAUGGAGGGAUGAACUCUGGAACCAGUGACCCUUGCCCCCCCACCAAGGCCUUUUCUGAUUUGCUGUUGGAGUGUUGUGACCAAGACAUCCCAACCAGAGCGGUCGCCCUGAGAAUCUUGACCCAGAUGGUGAAAAAUGGAAAUCCAGAGGCAGUAAAGGCCCAGGAAGAAGUUCUCCAGCUCCUCUUGGAAAACUUGGGGCAUGAAGAUUCAUUUGUCUACCUGUCAGCCAUUCAAGGUCUGGCUACAUUGGCUGAUUCCUACCCAGAGAAAAUCCUGGAAAAACUCAUAAAAGAGUUUCAACAUGGUCCCUCCUUCCCUAAAUCCAACAAGGAGCACUCCCUGGAGGCCCGGCUCAAGGUCGGAGAAGUUCUGAUGAGGACGAGCAGAGCUAUGGGGGAACUUGCACCUCGUUUUGGCCGGCCUUUGGUUGCCAUCCUCUUGCAAGGAACCAGGGACUCAGACCAAAGCGUCAGGGCCAGCAGUCUGUCCAACCUGGGGGAGCUCUGUCAGAGACUGGACUAUGCUGUAGGACCACUGGCUCAAGAACUUAGCUCCUGUCUGACUGCUCUGAUAAAGACAGAGAAAGAGGCAGAGGUGAGGAGAGCUGCUGUCCAUGUUAUCACCCUGCUGCUCCGAGGCCUCAGCAACAGAACUACACAGGUUCUCUGUGAUGUUUUGUUGGACCUGUACCGAGCUCUGAAGUGGGUUGUUCGCUCAGACCCCGAUGAAGUUGCAGUGCUCCAUGCCCAGCUGGCUCUGGAGGAGCUUGAUGAUGUGAUGAAGAGGUUCAUCUUCCCUGAGCAGAAGCUGGAAAAGAAGAUUGUUGUCCUGCCAUAGAGCUCAACGUUUAUUUCUGUGGGCUCUUUAUGACCCCUUUAUAGUUUCAAGGACAUUAUUUUUAUAUGCUGUGGUCAUAGUCGAUACUAGUUUUGCCUUUUAUAUGAUGUGUAAAAUACCUUGAAGUUCCUAUGAAAGGGCUAAUGUAGUGCUAUUUGUUGUUGAUGCCACCUGUCCCAGGACUGGCACUUCCCAUUGAACAUGGCUGAACUGGGACAUAACACAGCCUCCAAAAGGAUGGAGGUCGGUUUAAGGACCGGCUUGGUUUGGGUUCCUGGUAUCUCAGGUCUGAGUCAGAAAAUAGGGCAGCAUACCUAACUGACCUGUUAAUCAGCUAACCUUACAUUUAACAGCAGUUACUUUAGCAACAAAGCUACUGGUAUAUGUCAGCUUGGCUCCAUAAAUCACGUCCGUACUGUAACUGGUCAAAAUUCACAGAGGAUGCAUGCGGCUAUUCAUUGAGAAUCUGCUGUUAUUCGUACAUCUGAGACAUCACCUUUUCUUUCAAGUAGAAUUCUGUCAACUUGUGUGUUAAAAUAACUUCUCAUCCUGGCACUUCAUGAAUCUACUUUAUAAAAAAAAGAGAUGAGAUGAAUAAGGGAGAGUCUAAAAGAAAAUACCAGAAAGAAUGGGGAGUUCUUGGGGAGUUCUGAGAUAAGUCAGAAGUGACACUCACACAGCAACUCCUUACACACACUGUUCGCCAAUGAGUUAUUUUCUAGCUAUAGUGAACGUCUGUCUCUCUUUGUGAACAUGGAUUGCAAAAACAGUCCAGCAAAAUUAAUGCGAAAAUGUUUUGAAAAGUUUGUGCUCUGUCUCAACACACCAAAAGGCAUACUUUCUGAUUUUUACAAGUCAGUUGAAAUACAAUGCUCACAUGGCAAGUAGACAGUUUUUGUUUACUAUUUAACAUUAAAUUAUUUACAUGAGGCCCAAAUAAUGAAUAAUUUGUCUCAGACAGUGUUUCAUAAAGCUUAUCAUGUUUCUCCUAACUCAACAACUUUACUAAGCGAGUUUUUAGGAGUCUGGGGACUUCUCAACAGGCAACAGUGGGCAGGUCCGGAUAAAGUGUUCUUACUAGUUUAGUGGUUAGAAUUGUUGAAACAGGUCACCAGGUCUGAACAGAGUCUUGGAGACUUCCACAGAUUAAGGGGAUUUGCCGGUAUGGGAAAAAAAUACAUUUUUGCAGAUGCACUUUUUGAGUAAGAGCAGCAGGAUACUUCUGGCUUCCAUCAAGUGUGGUCCCAUGUGGGGACUAUGUAGCCAGAAUGGACAGGCUGAACAAAUACAGAAACUUAAAACUCUUUUGGUGCACAUACGAGCAUCUAAACUUAUCCUAUAAACAUGUUCAUAUUGUGACUAAAAACUACUGCUGAGCGUACAAAUAUUCAGGAAAUGCAGAGAAUAUGACAAGUUGUCUUAUCUGUAAUUAUGUUAGCAAAGUAUCCAACAUUUCUGAACAUGAAAUACAGCAAGAUAUUUGGUGCUCUUGAACAGUAAGUUAUUAUUGUCCGCUGCAGUCCAAUUCAGUUUACAUUCACCAUUGGGUCAUAGCUUCGAUCAGUGCAUCAAAGAUUUUUAAUAUGGUCACUUUUAUUAGUGUAAAGGUGCCAAAUAAUGCUUGCGUAACAGUAAAGUUUUACUAGUGGAGAGUAUUCUCUUAAGUUUUGGACAUUUGACAUUUGUUCAUUCAUUGCAUAAAUAAAAAUGUGAAGACUGAGGACCAAAGACAUUUCUUCUGAAGUGACAGACACAAGA